CCUCUCCGCGGCACAUGGGAUCUUCCUGGACCGGGGCACGAACCCGUGUCCCCUGCAUUGGCAGGGAGCCUCCCAGGAUGACUGUCUCGCCGGGCAACCUGAAUAUGGUGGAAAAGUCCCGGAACUUCUCGGCUGACGACUGCUUCCAGUCUCGGAGCACUGUCCUGCAGGGGCAGCCCUUUGGGGGUAUCCCCACUGUGCUGUUCCUCAACGUUAUCUUGUGGGUGGUCAUCGUCUUGGUUUACUCCUUCCUCCGGAAAGCCGCGUGGGACUACGGACGCCUGGCUCUGCUAAUACACAAUGACAGCCUGACCUCGCUGAUCUAUGGGGAGCAGAGUGAGAAGACGUCUCCCUCGGAUAUUUCCCUGGAGAUGGAACACAGGGACAAGGGCUUCUAUUCCUGGUUUUUCAACACCAUCACCAUGAAGAACGAAGAUCUGAUUAGCAAGUGUGGAGACGAUGCCCGUAUCUAUAUCAUGUUCCAGUAUCAUCUCAUCGUCCUUGUGCUUAUCCUCUGCAUCCCCUCCUUGGGCAUCAUUUUGCCCAUCAACUACACUGGAAAUGUUCUGGGCUGGAAUAGUCACUUUGGUCGGACCACCAUUGUCAAUGUCUCCACAGAGAGUAAGUUCCUGUGGCUGCACUGCUUCUUCGCUUUCUUAUACUUUGUCACCAACUUCCUCUUCAUGACUCAUCACUGCUUAGGGUUUGUGCCCAAGAAGAGCUACAAGGUCACAAGGACACUAAUGAUCACCUAUGUCCCCACGGACAUCCAAGACCCAGAAAUCAUCAUUAAGCAUUUUCAUGAGGCCUAUCCAGGGUGCGUAGCGACCAGAGUCCACUUCUGCUACGACGUCAGGACCCUGAUUGACUUGGACGAUCAGAGGCGCCAUGCAAUGCGGGGCCGACUCUAUUACACUGCCAAGGCCAAGAAGAAGGGGAAGGUGAUGAUCAAGAUCCACCCCUGCUCCCGGCUGUGCUUCUGCAAGUGCUGGGUUUGCUUUAAAGAGGUAGACGCAGAACAAUAUUAUAGUGAGCUGGAGGAGCAGCUGACUGAUGAGUUCAACGCUGAGCUCAACCGCGUUCGGCUGAAGCGUCUGGACCUGAUCUUUGUCACCUUCCAGGACUCCAGGAUGACAAAGCACAUCCUGGAGGAUUACAAGUUCAUCCAGUGCGGUGUGUCGGCCCAGCAGUCCUCGGUGACCACCAUCGUCAAAUCCGACCACUGGAGGGUUGUCCUUGCCCCACACCCCAAAGACAUUAUUUGGAAACACCUGUCUGUCCGCCGCUUCCAUUGGUGGGCCCGCUUCAUCGCAAUCAACACCUUCCUCUUCUUACUCUUCUUCUUCCUCACCACGCCUGCCAUCAUCAUCAACACCAUCGACAUGUACAACGUCACCCGCCCCAUCGAGAAGCUGAAGAGCCCCAUCGUGACCCAGUUCUUCCCCUCCCUGUUGCUCUGGGCCUUUACGGUGAUAAUGCCUCUGAUCGUCUACCUCUCCGCCUUCCUUGAAGCCCACUGGACCGGAUCGACUCAGAAUCUGAUCAUAGUGCACAAGUGCUACAUCUUUCUGGUGUUUAUGGUGGUCAUUCUGCCCUCUAUGGGACUGACCAGUUUGGAUGUCUUUUUCCGCUGGCUCUUUGACAUCUACUAUCUGGAACAGGCAUCCAUCAGGUUCCAGUGUGUGUUCCUGCCAGACAAUGGCGCCUUCUUUGUCAACUACGUGAUCACGUCAGCUUUGAUUGGCACAGGCAUGGAACUGUUGCGCCUGGGGUCACUCUUUCUGUACACCACCCGCCUCUUCUUCUCCAGGUCGGAGCCAGAGAGAGUCCACAUCAGAAUGAACCAGGCCAUGGACUUCCAGUAUGGGCGCGAGUACGCGUGGAUGUUGAACGUCUUCAGCGUGGUGAUGGCGUACAGCAUCACCUGCCCCAUCAUAGUUCCUUUUGGGCUACUCUACCUGUGCAUGAAGCACGUCACGGACCGCUAUAACAUGUACUACUCCUAUGCGCCCACCAAACUCAACGAGCAGAUCCACAUGGCCGCCAUCCACCAGGCCGUCUUCGCGCCGCUCCUGGGUCUGUUCUGGAUGCUCUUCUUCUCCAUCCUGCGAUUAGGGCCGCUACAUGCCGUCACCUUCUUUUCCCUCUCCACCCUUAUUGUUUCCAUGAUACUGGCCUGCGUUGGCACUUUUCUGGGGAAGCUUCGGAAAGCGUCUGACUAUGAGCCCGAGGAGGAGAUGGAGACCGUGUUUGACCUGGAGCCCAGCAGCACCUCCUCCACGCCAACUUCCCUUCUAUAUGUGGCCACCGUGCUGCAAGAGCCGGAGAUGAACCUGACCCCAGCCUCCUCCCCCGCCCGGCACACCUACGGCACCAUGAACGGACAGCCGGAAGAGGGAGAAGAGGAGAGUGGUGUGAGGGGCUUUGCAAGGGAGCUAGACUCGACCCAGUUCCAGGAAGGGCUGGAACUGGAGGGCCAGAGCCAGUACCACUGA
Mesoplodon densirostris (Blainville's beaked whale) is the source of this 2495-nucleotide messenger RNA. It is a transcript of the gene TMEM63C, whose product is annotated as transmembrane protein 63C. NCBI's taxonomy places the organism in Eukaryota, Metazoa, Chordata, Mammalia, Artiodactyla, Ziphiidae. Bases 15 to 2495 code for a protein of 826 amino acids. The record is from RefSeq and is a predicted model, not a curated record. Gene Ontology annotation, cellular component: plasma membrane. The transcript has 23 exons. Gene Ontology annotation, molecular function: calcium-activated cation channel activity.